Messenger RNA from Sphaerulina musiva SO2202, 1581 nucleotides. RefSeq lists its product as uncharacterized. Lineage: Eukaryota; Fungi; Ascomycota; Dothideomycetes; Mycosphaerellales; Mycosphaerellaceae. The record is from RefSeq and is a predicted model, not a curated record. Bases 4 to 1419 code for a protein of 471 amino acids. The transcript has 2 exons.
GCCAUGGCCACCUUCCGAACCAGACCGUCCGCUCUGCUGCCCAUCGCCCUCCUUCUCGCCACCGCCUACGCUCACGGAGGCCACAGCGAGGUUCCCGAAGGCGAAGCCAUCUCCCCCGCCCCCAUCGAUGGCACCUUAUGGACACACAUUCUCGUCCAGUCCUUCGCAUGGGGCAUCCUCUUCCCGACCGGUAUGGUCCUCGGCAUGGUCAGGUCACGUUGGCAUGUACCCACGCAAGUCGCUGCCACCGCCAUCGCAGUCCCCGGAUACUUCCUGGGCCAUGCCCACAAAGGGCGACAAUUCGGUCCCAACGCUCAUGCCAAGUUCGCGAACUUGCUCAUGCUCAUCUUGAUUGUUCAGGUGGGGUUGGGGAUAUAUCUCAGGUUACACAUCGAAAGAGGCUUCUUGGGCACGAUCCGGAAAGGUCUAGUCAAAGCGCAUGCGAUAUUGGGAGGUCUGCUUCCUGUCAUCACUUGGGUGCAGUUCUUGUUUGGUGGAAUUGCUGCUCAAGGGUUCUGCCAGGGAGACCAUCUGGGCCAGUGCCUCGCUCAUUUCAUCAUGGGAUCCGCCUUCAUCGGCUACGGAAUCGUGAUGUUGCUUCUCCUGCUGAAUGGCCAGCCUUUCCUCGCACGGACAGGGAGGAGUCAGGAGUUCUUCGACAGCUCUGUCAUCGCCCUGUGGGGAUGCGUGAAUACGUUCACAGAGCAUCGAUGGGGAGGUCCUUGGGUCGCGAAUGAUCUGCAACAUACUUCAAUGGGAAUCAUAUGGUGGGCCGCAGGUCUGCUUGGCAUCUGGCUGUCAAGUGACAGACACGGUCGGCCAAAGAGGAAUCUCAUCCCAGGUAUAGUGAUCUUCAUGACAGGUUGGGGAAUGUCUGGACAUCCACAAAGUCUGGCCUUGAGUACCCAUGUCCAUGCAGUAUUCGGCUACACUCUCAUGGCCGCUGGACUUACCAGAAUCAUCGAGAUUUCUUUCGUGCUCAAGGACAAAAACACGCUGGUGGGGCCAGACGGGGGUGAUGUGGAUCUCGAGAUCAACAGCUUCCAGUUUCUGCCUCCUUUCUUGCUGGUUGCAGCUGGCUUCAUGUUCAUGGGCGCAACAGAAGAGCAGAUGGCCUUGUUGUCCAGCAAUAACGUCACGCACGUGUCGUACAUCCUCAUCCUGUACAGCAUCGCCUUCUUGAUGUUCCUUUACGUCAACAUGCUUCUGAGAUUAUACUCAGCAUACAAGGACCCAAACGCCGCGACAAAGUCGAUCACGCUUCACGAUGUAGAGCGGCCUCGAACCAACGGCGUGAUUGGACUACCGAUUGCUGGAGAUCGAGCAGCUGUAGAUGCUCAGGAUUUCGAGCUGGAAGGUCUAAUAAGUGACGACGAACGUGAACACUCAAAGACCAAUGGGAAGCCCAUCGAGGCGUAGCAGAGCAGACUUUGCCAUUUCCCAGAAUUUGUAUAGUCUUAUGAAAGUUAUAUUCCAGGCCUCUCCGAUUUCAGGGUGAGAUGUAUAGUAGGGAGCAUGUGUGAGAGUAGCUGUAUGAGCUGACCGAGACUGACUUGCGCAGCGAAGAGAGAUGGCGCGGAU